This is a messenger RNA of Didymodactylos carnosus, 2807 nucleotides long. NCBI's taxonomy places the organism in Eukaryota, Metazoa, Rotifera, Eurotatoria, Philodinida, Philodinidae. The record is from the annotation of a GenBank genome assembly.
UCAUAUAUUCGACAUUAUAGGAUCUAUGACAUUUUGAUAUAUAGUGUAAGAUCUUUUAAUAAUGUAAUAGGCAAUAUUUGGUCUAAUUGCACUCAUCGAUGUAGUUUUUUACGGGCUUCAAUUUGGUAUAAAAUACUUAGUGAAAUCAUUUAACCUUAAGGUCAAACCAGGGGGCGUAAAGGUUUUGCAGCGCCCUGUAAAGCAGAUAGAACGCUAGUAGAUUAGAAAAGGAAGCUCAAGUAUAUCAUACAGUUUCCAGUUCAAAAAGAACUAUAGUUCCCGUUCGCGGAAACUGGAACUGGUAAACCGUUCCUCGUUUCUAGAAACAUGAAUUGCUGAACCGUUCCUAGUUCAGAACUGAAAGUGAAAAACCAUUCCCGUUUAUUGAGCGGGGAACUAAAAAAUAGUUCCCGUUUAUUGAAUGGGAACUGCGAACUGUCUCAGGCCUAGUCUGGAGGUUCGGAAAGGUUGUGUAAAGAAAAACAUUUUCCCCCGAAAAUUAGGUCCUAGGUGAGGGAAAUACCAAUUCAGUUUUUCACGCAGAUUACAAAUCUGGCUUUUAUUUUGUACCAAAUUACAUUGUCUUAGACAAAAAAAGAGAAUUAUUGUUCAGUUUGACGCGAGUUUUGCUCUAUUGAUCAACAUUGUAAAACAUUUUCAGAUGUCUGGCGAAACUUUCAAAAUUCUUAUCUUCCACUCAACUUGUACUAAACUGUCACCUCUAGAAAAUCCGUCUGUGUUUUCAGGUGUCGCGUUAUAAACAGAGUUAAAAUAAAGAACUUAAACAAAAGUUUGGCGUUUUAAAGUUUCAAAAAAUUCAAUAAUUUUAAUUUAUUGACUUGAAUUUUAAAAGUCCAUAAUAGCUGAAUUAUACAUUUUGUUCAGUAUUUUAUGCACUGUCAAGUGAUAUAUUGAAUAAAAAAGUCUGAUGUAACGAGUUGAAACUAUAAUUAGAAAAACAAAAUUUGCGGCUUUUUACUCAUUUCGAAAAAGCUGAAUUUCUUAGGAAGCGUUGGCUUGAUUCGAUCAUGCACGCUCCUAUAAGAGAUACGAGUCGCUGGUAUAACGAAAAAGCUUUAUAAUCCUUAAGUACAGAGUUUUCAUUUGCACAGCUGAUUCCAUCUUUUAAGCGAAUUCUUCUAAUUGUCACUGACAACGGCUGUUAGUAACACGCAUAUAUAGAAGUUAUUCGUGUUUUUCAUAAAAACCUAUGUAGCUCUUUUAGAUUCAAUCAAUCUCUAUGUUCUUGUUACGCUGUAAUCUGUUCUUCUCUGUGACCUGCUCCUCCGAAAUGUAUGAAUUUGGGUUUUAAUCCUUCUAAUUUCUCCUAAAAAGUAGGUAGACAACACCUCAUUUAUACGCGCGUUUUCUUCCAGAUCAGCCACGAUCCGGUAAACUUUUCAUUUAAAGCUUGGCAUCUUUCUCUGUUCCAUUCGUCGAACUUUUCAACAACAGCUUCAAAUGUUCACUUGUGUUUAUUUUUUAUAAUUGUGUUUUAGGGUCUUUUUCAAGUUCUUGGCACUAUCGGAUUAGUUAGUGCUAUUAAUGCAUAUGCUCUCCUUCCAGCUCUUGUUGCCGUUGCUGGCAUGGUAUAUGUACGAUCAUAUUAUGCACCAUGUUUAAGGGAUUUAAAACGUUUAGAGGGAACAACAAUUCGGUUUGAUUGGCUGUCUGUGGGAUUCAUUGCUCUUGUUACCAUUUUGGCAAUGUUGCCAAAUAUCAGAGAACGUUUGAAUGCAGCUGAAAUUGCUCUGACGCUUAUUUAUUCAUUAAAUUUAAUGGUUCUAUUUCAAUGGAUGGUAAGACAAUCGGUUGAAGUUGAAACACACAUGACAGCAGUUGAACGUGUACUAGAAUAUUGUCGACUUGAACAAGAACCACCAUCAGAAGUUCCCGAGUAUAAACCAAAAUCAAAUUGGCCAUCACGUGGAAAAAUUGAGUUUAAAAAUGUAUCAUUUCGUUAUUCAUCAAAUGAGCCGUAUGUGUUGAAAAAUUUACGAUUGACAAUUAAUUCAGGUGAAAAGAUAGGAAUUGUCGGUAGAACAGGUGCGGGGAAAAGCUCGUUUAUUCAGACAAUAUUCCGGAUGGCCGAAUGUGCUGGUGGAGAAAUAUUAAUUGAUAAUAUAAAUAUAUUUAAAUUGGGUCUAAAUGACUUACGGCAACGAAUAUCAAUCAUUCCACAAGAUCCUGUGUUAUUCACAGGUACAAUGCGCAACAAUUUGGACCCAUUUGGUAGUCACACAGAUACUGAAAUAUGGAAAUCAUUAGAAGAAGUACAAUUAAAAUCACUUGUUGAUAAUUAUAUGACGAAUGGGCUAGAUUCUCAUGUUAGUGAAAGUGGGUCAAAUUUAAGCGUUGGUCAAAAACAAUUGGUGUGUUUAGCGCGUGCAAUUUUGAAAAAAAGUAAAAUACUUGUGAUUGAUGAAGCAACGGCAAAUGUUGAUCAUGCAACGGAUGAAUUAAUUCAAAGCUCAAUUCAAGAAAAAUUUCGUGAUUGUACAAUAUUAAUAAUAGCACAUCGUUUAAGAACAGUGAUUGAUAGCGAUAGAAUUAUGGUGCUUAAUAAUGGUGAGGUAGUUGAAUACGAUUCUCCCUAUAAUCUGUUAGAAAAUCCAAUAUCAUAUCUGUCUGAAUUAGUACAACAAACAGGAAUGGGCGAAUCAGAUCAUUUAAGAACAUUAGCACAGAAAGCAUUGAUUAAACGACAACAACAACAGCAACAAAAACAACCACAAAUCGAGGAUGAAUACAGUGAGGAUGAUCAACAAAUUCAAGCUAAUGAAAAAACUCCUUUAUUAAGAAAAUAA